CAAGUGCCAAAAGUAACAGGCACUUCAUCCAGAACAUGCCCUCCGUCUAAGAGAGGAGGUACCACUACAUCUGGAACGACUCUACCACCUGGAGGAAGCCACAUCAGCUCUAUUAAGUCUGGACCGGUCAACAGUAAAAUGGUUAAACCAGGAACAACCAGCACUAAAACUGGUACAACUGGAGUGAGCCAAAGAACACUUACUCCUGCAGGAACCAAUACAAAACCAGCAACCACCGUGGCUGCAAGAGGGCGAGGUGGAGCUGCAUUGUCUAAGACCCUCUCGGUAACCGCAUCCAGGCCUCGGGCGGGGAAUGGCUGUGGAUCAGUAAAACCUGCAGACCCGUCAGCUCCUUCCCAUGAAAGCUCAGCUACUGAAGAACAAGCCUAUGGUCCUGUAUUGGUUAACAGCAGCUCCUUCCUGCACCGCUUGGGGUUAGCUCGCGCUCUCUCACGUACCAAUGAAACUCUACCGGAUGCUGCAGAUUUAUUUCGUGAAGUCAUUAAAAUGGCUCCAGAGGUUCCUGAUGCUUACACCGAGCUGGCCGAGCUUCUGGUAAGGACUGACCCAUCUGGUGCAGUAGAUGUCUAUUCCCAGUACCCUCAAAAACCAUCCCAACAACAGUCGUUUGAUGAUGCCUUCAUCCCUGGGGAAAUUAUACGCCUGCUCAUGAAAAGUGAAAAGUACGAUGACCCUCGUCUGCCUGUCAACAUGAUUUCUUAUGGGAAAGUUUUGGGAAUUGGUUCUCUGGAGAAGUAUAUAACCAUUCUAGAGGCAAAGUUCAAAACAUCCAUCCUCAAGAUGGUCUACGCCGGCAUUCACAAUAAGUCAGAGGAUGACGGAGAGCUGCAAGAUUUCUUCCGUUUUAAAUGCUGGAUAUGAGAUAAUGAACAAUUAUAUUUUAUGAAAUACAUUUUAUUUAUUUUUUUGCCUUUAUGAUGUGUUAGAAUGUAAAUUCCAUACAAGGCCGAUUCAAAGAGCUCAAGGAGCUGUAUGUUCAGGGUUUGUGUCACAAAACAUAUUCUACAUUUUUCAAACCAGAACCUGGAUCUGAAUACUUUUAUAACUGCAUGUAAUUAAAUAUGUAAUAACGCCAGCGAGUUAUUCAAUGAAAUGU
Molecule: messenger RNA, 1117 nt
Organism: Bufo gargarizans (Asiatic toad)
Lineage: Eukaryota; Metazoa; Chordata; Amphibia; Anura; Bufonidae
Exons: 5
Coding region: 139-882 (247 amino acids)
Source: RefSeq, a predicted model, not a curated record